Molecule: messenger RNA, 1422 nt
Organism: Peronospora matthiolae
Lineage: Eukaryota; Oomycota; Peronosporomycetes; Peronosporales; Peronosporaceae
Source: the annotation of a GenBank genome assembly
AUGUCAAGUUCCACCUCGUCGUCCAAUAGCUACGAGUCGUUCGGGUCGUUCCACACGCCAUCCACCGCGUCCUUAUUCGCUCAAAAAGACCCUUUGGAAAAAAGAUGUCCGACCAAUUUGUCAUCGGACAUUUCGUUGCAGCUUGCGGACAAUUCCGUUGCCAAGACAGCGAAUCGCUCACUCUUUGCGCUGGACUUGAAGACGUGGACGUAUCUCAAUCACGGAGCGUUCGGAGCUCCUACUACAGUGGCCAUUGAAGCUGCGACUUACUGGAGAGAUCAAGCCGAUGCACAGCCGUUGAAUUUUCAUGAUCGGGAGCUCUUCCCAUUGGUCGUACAAGUGAUCAAGUCUCUCGCCAAGUUCAUCGGCGUCGCCCAGCCGGAGGAGCUCGUGCUGCUACCCAAUGCUACUGCCGGUCUCCACUCUGUGCUCGCAUCCGUACUGAGACAAGAUACGGAUCAAGAGAAGAAGAAGGAGAAGGACUUGACAGUCGUGCUCUUUAGCACGAGAUACGGCGCUGUACGGAAGAUGUUGCAAGCUCUGGAAACCAGGAUGAACGCAGUGCAGAUCCGUGAGCAGGUGCUGUCUUUGGACGAGUCUCUGGAUGAUGAAAAGGUGCUGGAAGCUCUGGAAGAAGCGCUGAACACUGUGCAAGCUGCUGGACGCCGAGUGGCGCUGGUCGUGGUGGACCACGUCACGUCCAACACGGCGGUUGUCAUGCCCGUGAAGUCGAUUGUGCAGUUUUGUCAUGCACGAGAUGGCGGCAUUCCAGUCUUGGUGGAUGGAGCACAUGGUCUGCUGAAUUUGCCACUAAAUCUUGACAAAUUAGGGGCUGAUUACUACGUUGGGAACUGCCACAAGUGGUUCUGCUCGGCACGAGGUGCUGCGUUCUUGCAUGUUGCAACGACAAGAGGUGGACCGUUGAUUGAGCCACGCGUGGUCUCGCACGGAUUCUUUGACGGUAUGCAGAGUGCUUUCAUGUGGACGGGACUGCAAGACUACAGUGCGUGGCUUGCACUGUCUCAGUGUCUUGCGUUUUGGCAGCAUCAAGGUGUUGAUGAGACGCGUGAGUAUAUGCACACACUAGCGCAAGAUGCUGCCGAGCUGUUGUAUGCUCGAUGGAAGAUGCCAGACCACCUCGCCCGUGAACGUCGAUUUCCUCAGCACAAACGACAUGCAAUGCGUCUCGUGCAGCUGCCGAGUUUGCGAAGACUUUGUGGUGGGGUCACGGUGUCUGCAGACAAUCCAAAUGCCACGUCGACGGAUGCCAAGCGUGUUCAGGACAGUUUACACUACACUCAUCGUAUAGAAGUGCCUGUCAAAUGUGUCGAUGGUCGACUGUACGUUCGUCUGUCAGCUCACGUCUACAAUUGUCUCGAGGACUAUGAAAAACUAGCUGCAGCCGCAGUGGAUACGGAUUAG